AGAAAUUGCAGGUGCUCCUCAAUUGCAUUUCUUUUUGACAAUCUGAUCCAUACAGUAUUAGAGCGUUGUAACGCCACGAUAAUGGGUCACUGGGCCGCUUCGGACGAGGAGAAUCAUUGGCGCCGCACGUUCUGCCAGGUGCCAUUCAGCGCCAUCUACGAACAUGCGGACAAAGGCAAGCGCAGUCUGCAGGGCCUGGUGGCGUUCUUCCGGCGUAAGGCGGAGGCGGAGCGCGGCGCGAGCGAGCAGCUUCGUGAGCUCUUAUUAGACGAGAUUGGCGCGUUGGAGGAACCCGGGACGGGAAUCCGGCGCGCGCUGCUUGAGCUCAAGAGCUUUGUAGACGCCACUUGCAGACAGCAGCUUCUAAUGGCUCAGGUUCUGGACGAGCAAGUCGCGGAGCCGCUGGAGUCGCUUAAAGACGCGUCGGAGACCUACAUCCAGACGCUUCAGGGCGAGAUUUUGAACGCUAAUAAUGAGUACGAGGAGGCUGCAACUGCUCACAAAGAGACAGUCAAUAAGCUGCAUAAGGCGACGAUGGAACUGCGGGAAGCCAAGGACAGGCAGCGUCUCGCACUGCAUGGUAUUGGUGUACCGGAGUUUGAAUUACAACGACUGGCUGCUCGAGUUGCUAGAUGUGAAGAAGAGCAGGCUCAGGCGGUGAUGGCCCGUGCCCGGGCGAAGACAACGCUGUACAAUCGGAUUAUCGCGAGGGACGAGAUGACGAUGGCUGUGAGUGUGGCGUAUCAAAAGGCAGAGGAGGAGAGACUAGACCAGCUGAAUGCCAGUUUACACCGGUUUCUCCAUGUGGAGAAGGAGCGACUGCAGGUCUCGCAGCAAAUGUUGGCGUCACUGGAGACCCACGUCCAGAGUUUGAGUCGAGCGGAGGAUAUUCAGCUGCUUAUUCAUAACCAGCGUGAUCCAGACAACAUGCACUUCCAAGGCAAGGCGUUGGCGUUGCUGGAUUGGCAGUGGAAUAAGACACAGGGAGAUCGCGGGGCGACUAUUAGACGACAAUCGCUCAGUCUGUUGGAGCGUCGAAGCAGCAUUGAGGACGGCUCGUUUGCGUCGCCAACGUCAUCAUCAGCUUCGACAACAACGUCAUCCUCACCGAGACGUAUUAAUGCCGCUGUGAUGGCAUCAGUGGCUCCAUUAAACAGUCCUCACACCGUCCUCACGCAAACGCCGAUGAGUGCCGCGCUUCACCAGUUCUUUGCCGAAGAUGAGGCGCCCGGUGCUUCGUUCAGCGAAGAGCGAGACGAGGAGCUCCCUCCACCUGCUAAUGGUGAUGAACCUGUUCAGGUUUCUAGCAGCCAAGCGAAGACUUCAACUGAGACUCUUGUGCGCGAGAAGUGCAAGACGGCCGGGGGACGUGCUCUUUUCGUGAAAUGCUUGAACCGCCAGCGUAGUCUAGAGACCAAAGUGAAGGACCAAGCGAGUUUCGAAACUCUUGUGGCCUGCUUCAAUGCAUUUCUGGACGAAUGCGUCCGUGAAGACGAUAUUAAGGCGGCAAAAACUGCCAUGAUCUUGGCGGAGACUUUCUACUAUCCCAAAACUCAAGAAAUUCGGUCAGGAUCGAGUGACAGCAAGCAAGAACAUGGCAAUCCACCACGCAAUGGCUGUAGUCACACAAAAGAUGAAACACGGCGAAGAUCUUCACUAUGUGCGGAUUGCAGAGACUACACUGAACGUACAAGCGAGGAAUUACUGCAAUAUGUCGAUGAAACCCACCCUCUGCUUCAUGGAGGAGGCAUCGGACGCGGCGCCACAAGGACAUAUCUACAAGAAGAAGUAAAAAAGCAUGCAAUCUGGAAGACACCUUCGGUGAGUACCAUCCCACUAGUCAAUGGGAUCACGUCGGCCUUCUAACGCUCUCUGUGCUUCAUAGUUCUGGGAAAAAGCUCUUCUGUUGGCGAUUGGUGAGGAACUACAGCGAACACCACAGCCAUGUCCAUGGGAAGAGCUCCCAAGUGGUGUACCCAAGCACGAUGGUAAGUCUCCAUUUGCCACCAAAGCUGGAUACACUGAGCACUAACUGUCAUGGUAUAGGCCUGCCGUCACGCGAAGAGGCUGUAUGCCGUGUGCACAACAUCGUAUUUGGUCAACUAGGCUCAUUUACAUUGAGUAUGCUGGAGUUCGAGGUGCCGCUCACACAGAUCGAGUCGUUUGUGGAGACCAUGUGCGAUGCACAUGAACUGACAGAAGAUCAGCGCUUUCUACUGCGAAAGAACUUGCAGGAAAUCUUCGCGACGCUGCGGUGACUGCAACGGUUUUGAGUGCAACUGGCUGUGUAGUAUAGUGGGGGCAUUUACGGGUUAACAAUGACAUUUGAGUUGCUUACUGCUUGCCUUUGAUCUAGUUCAAGCGCUCGAUGAUCAUGGCGCCAGCACCGCCGCCGCCGUUGCAGAUGGACGCACAACCGAUAGUGGCGUCCUUCUCCUUGAGAAUGUGGAUGAGCGUACCCACGAUACGCGUGCCAGACAUGCCGAUGGGGUGGCCGAUAGCGACGGCGCCACCGUUCACGUUGACGCGGUCGUGCGGAAUGUUCAUGAGACGCAUGUUGGCCAGCGCCACGACCGAGAAAGCCUCGUUGAUCUCGUGGUAGUCCACGUCGCUCAUCUGGAGUCCAGCGUGGUGUAGAGCCAGCGGAACGGCCUUGGAUGGGGCAAUAGUGAACUCCACAGGGUCCUGUGCAGCGUCAGCAAAGCCGCGGAUACGUGCCAGAGGCGUGACUCCCAGUUCGCGAGCCUUAGCUCCGGUCAUAAGCACCAUAGCUGCCGCACCGUCAUUCAGUGUCGAUGCGUUGGCUGCAGUAAUGGUACCGUCCUUCUUGAACGCAGUGCGCAGACUCGGGAUCUUCUCGGGCUUCGUGUUGAACAUUUCCUCGUCCGUGUCAAAGACUUUGGAUUUGCCGCCACGUCCCUUGACUGUCACGGGCGUGAUCUCCGUCUUGAAGAAGCCUCUGUUACUGGCGUCCACAGCACGACGGUAGCUCUCAAUGGCGUAGGCAUCCUGGUCGUCGCGAGAGAAAUCAAACGUUUCAGCGCACUUCUCGCCGCACAUACCCAUGUGCUGGUUGUUGUACGGAUCCCACAAUCCGUCGUGGAUCACGCCGUCCACGAGCGUGCCGUUGCCCAGACGGUAGCCCGCACGGGCCUUAGGCAGAUAGUGAGGCACGUUAGUCAUGCUCUCGAAACCACCUGCCAAUACGAUCUGCUGACUGCCGCUCAUGAGGCUCUGCGCACCGAUUGCCACAG
Messenger RNA from Phytophthora nicotianae INRA-310, 3254 nucleotides. RefSeq lists its product as hypothetical. The coding region runs from base 82 to 1866 and encodes 594 amino acids. NCBI's taxonomy places the organism in Eukaryota, Oomycota, Peronosporomycetes, Peronosporales, Peronosporaceae. The record is from RefSeq and is a predicted model, not a curated record. The transcript has 2 exons.